This is a messenger RNA of Schizophyllum commune H4-8, 611 nucleotides long. RefSeq lists its product as uncharacterized. Lineage: Eukaryota; Fungi; Basidiomycota; Agaricomycetes; Agaricales; Schizophyllaceae. The transcript has a single exon. The record is from RefSeq and is a predicted model, not a curated record. The coding region runs from base 113 to 538 and encodes 141 amino acids.
CAUUCAGUGACUGCACGGUCAUCUGAAUACCAAUCGACGCGCCGCGGUCCGGCCAUCUUGACAUGCAAGCUGCGCUACGAGUCGCUGGCUUUUUCGUGUAUCCAUACGAGUCAUGGCGCUCGCGAAAGAUGUCCUUUCGACUGGCGUCAGCCGUGGCAUGUACGGACCGGCAUGCCCUCGUCAUCGACAGGCCCGACCCGCGGAGUCGCCCCUGCGCAACCGUCGCCCUAGGCCACUGGAACGUGACACGUCCUCGUUCAACAUCAUCGCACUCGCCAGUGGCGUCGAAAGCAGUGAAGCCUCACAGCGAAACAACAUAGCGACGCGGGUCGUGCGUCUCGCGGAGUGGUCUUUCUUCACCUGCUAUGUGCUAGUGCUACCAAGAGGGUGCUGCUUCGUCAGAGAUAUGUCGAGGUGCAACUGUAGAUGCAACUGUAGAGAUUUUGAAGGAAAAUUGGGAAGUCGGGCUGGAGAUCUGCGAAGGAGAUUAAGGAAUCAGGGAAGGGAGGAUAGGGUCGAUCCUGGAAUGUACCUCUAGUUCAAUUGAAGGAAAUCGCUGGUGACAUUCGGCAACAGCCGAAUGAAGCUCUUGAAUGCCAAGACAAGCCUGC